Molecule: messenger RNA, 2742 nt
Organism: Auanema sp. JU1783
Lineage: Eukaryota; Metazoa; Nematoda; Chromadorea; Rhabditida; Rhabditidae
Source: the annotation of a GenBank genome assembly
AUGAAGUAUAAGGAACUACCCUACGUUAAACUGAAUGGAGCUGAUCUCGAUGGUGAAGAAGUGCCAUUUCGAUCGCGGAAAAGUAAUCAUAAGUGUCUAUUCAGAAAGCACGCUAGCAUCAGUUGUGAGGUAUUGAAUCGCGUUGGGAGAGAAAAUGCAAUGAAUGCCCAACCUCGAUCGGAUUCAACAGAAACUAAUCGCAACAAUUACUUACACACAGAUGAAUUUCACGGUGAUAGACCCGGUACUAGGUUGACUAGGAACUCUUUUUCAUGUGGAGCAACAAGAGAAGAAGGCUCGGAUGCACCUUCGAUUGAUAUGCAAGCAAAAUGUUCCAUUGAGAAACAAAAGGGGAAGGAAACGAAGAUAUAUGAAGUGGUUUAUCAUUACAAAAAGGCGAGAGAAGAUGAAUUAGAUUUAGCUGAAGGAGAUACUGUUCGUCUCUUGACUGAAGAAACAGGAGAAAAGGAUUGGUGGUAUGGAGAGAAAGAGGAAGGUGUAAAGGGCCUCUUCCCUUCCCAAUACGUUAACUUGAUUGGUCAAGAGGCUCGGGAAAUUCCUGCCGGGGAGAUUGAGCUUAUUACGGGAGAUUCGUACUUAGGCCGAGGUGCCUUCGCAACUGUAAAAAAAGUUUUAUACAAAUCGAAAGAAGCUGCUUUAAAAAAGCCUUCGAGAGCAGAAUUUUUUAAUACUUUGAAAAAAGAGGCCUUAAUGAUUAAUCGUUUCAAACAUCCUCAUAUCGUCGAGCUUUAUGGAAUUUCAACUGUUGACCCUCAAGGGCUAGUAUUAGAGCUUUGUGAAGGCGGAUCACUGAAAAAGCUAUUGAAUGAUCUGAAAUCUAGAUUUGUGUCUAUUAGAGUGCUCGUGGAAUGGGCUAUUCAAAUGUCUGAUGCUAUGAAGUUUGUCAUCCAAGCUCAUUGUAUUCAUCGAGAUCUGAAAACUGAUAACAUACUGAUCAAGGAAAGUAUUUGUCUCUGUAACUUGUUAACAGCUUCGCGAAACACCAUUCUCACAGAAGAGUUUUACAAUUUGUCAGACGAAUUGGAUAGGCCUCAGUGUGAUUGCGGGAGAACUCCUCUUUCAAGAGUAACGUUGAAACUAACAGAUUUUGGAUUGACCAAAGCUUCCAGAGAAGAAGAUGAACUUAAAAGGCAAAGCCAGAACAUUGUAGGAACGUUAGCAUAUUUAGCUCCAGAAGCGUUUAGUAAACAGCAGUACUCUGAAGCUUCCGAUGUUUGGAGUUUUGGAGUUAUACUUUGGUCUAUCUUUACAAAAGAGGAGCCGUACAAAGAUUCAGAAAUGAUUUGUGCUUUUGAGGUUGCAACAAACGGCAUGUCAUCAUUAGAGAUUACUGACGAAUGUCCGCAGCAGUGGAAAGAUAUCAUUCUAUCUUGCUGGCACGCUCUCCCUCCGUCACGUCCGAGCUUUGCCGAUUUGAAUGAAAGGUUUAGUCUAUACAAGAACAACUUACAAGCAGACGAUAUCACGCAUGCCGAAGAAGCCACGGUACAUAAGGCUCAACAAGCAGUUGCCAAUUUCAUUAGUCGAAGCAGCAUCAGUAGAGAGAAUCAUUCAAUCAAAGAUAAGAUGGAAAGCAAGCUUCUAGAGAUUAGUAAGAUUAUCGAUCAAGCAACCUCUGUACUUGACAAGAAGGAUAAACAGGAUAAACUUCCCUUCCAGUUACCAAGGAGGAAGAAAAUUGACAAAAAUCAAAUAGGAAGUCCAGAAAAACUGAGACAUUUGUACUCUGUUAUCAAUCCAGAUAAUCGAGCACAGCCUAGCCGAAAUGCGGAAAAUGUUAUAGUCAUUCCGAAUGGAGCGGGCCAUUGGAAAUCAAAUGCAAAGUUUUCGAACAGUUCUCCUCAACUCAAUAUGUUGGGUACCGAACCACAUUCUUUGAAGCGCUCGGAUGCUAUCAAAAGACGCAUUGGAGGAAAGCAUGGGUUAGAAACAGAGUUUGCUUCAGUGGAAAUUGCUGCAAAUGAUGAUAUUGCAAGUUGUUCGAAUGCUGAUAGAAUUCCUACCCUCGUUAAUUCACCACCGCGAAGGAACAGUCCAACUAACGCAAAUGUUAGGAGAAAGUUUGUCAAUCCUUCCCCCCAUGGAACAUUUGGAGUGGCUAAUGUACCUAUCCGUCCGGCGCCUAGGCCCAACGUUGCUGCUCCUAGGAAACAUCGAGAACUAACAUUGAACGACGCUAUACCCCCGAGCUCGUAUAAUCAUAACAAUACAGGCGAUCGUUACAUCCCGUUACAUUCUGAACCUUAUGCGUUAAAUACAAUCCUGCCAAAGAAGCCAGUAGAGCAAACGAAUAUAUCUAUGUCACCGCCCACGCACUCUGCUCCAAACUUUACUUGCGGACCUUCUACUAUUAUUCCUCUACCGAGUACUCGUCCUGCUGGUCAAGAUGAGAAUCCAUACUUCGAUUGUGGAGAUGCCCCGCCUGGUGUUCAUCGAGUUGUCAAUAAUACCUAUUUAAAUACUUCCGCAGCCACUAGUCAUACUCCUGUAAUUAAUCCUCAUUAUAUUUGUUUCCAACCGGUUCCUAACAAACGUCCUUCGAAUCUGGAGAACCGAAGGGUGACUCCGAUAAAUAAUUCUGCAUACGUAUCAUUAGCUGAUCAAGCUCCUCAAACUAUUGCUCCACCACCACCACCAACCCAGUCGGCGAUCUCACCGCCCGUUAUACCUCCAAGGGAAGGAACUGUAGGACUACCACCAGUUCGUCAAGUCGCUUCUUAG